Ostreococcus tauri is the source of this 1263-nucleotide messenger RNA. Its product is annotated as Glycoside hydrolase-type carbohydrate-binding,subgroup. Lineage: Eukaryota; Viridiplantae; Chlorophyta; Mamiellophyceae; Mamiellales; Bathycoccaceae. The record is from RefSeq and is a predicted model, not a curated record. The transcript has a single exon. Gene Ontology annotation, molecular function: carbohydrate binding; catalytic activity. Bases 1 to 1263 code for a protein of 420 amino acids. Gene Ontology annotation, biological process: carbohydrate metabolic process.
AUGACCGCGCGCGUGCGCGUCGGACCCACCGCUAUCAGCGGCCACGCGUCGCCCCGCGCGUUCCGUCGUCGCGCGACGUCGCGGCACCACGGUCGACGAACAUCCGUGUCCACCACCGCCGCGUCGUCCCAGGACCCGCCGAAAUUCGUGCGCGAUUCGCGCGACGAAGCGCGAGCCGCGCAGCCUCUGGACGCCGGACGACGACCGGAAGAGAUCAAUGCGUUUAUUGGAGCGAUUAAGGGGGAAAUCGGGGGUACGUCGAGUAGUUCAUCAGAAACCUCGGCGGUGACGCUCGCCCUGGCGAAGGAAUUCAACGUCGGCGAACGCGUGCGCGUCACCGAAGGAAGAUCCGGUGCCACCAAGGUGCAGUUAAUGCACCCAUCUGGAUCCUAUGCGGAUGUGUAUCUCAAGGGAUCGCUCACGGUGGGGUCGUGGGUGAUGGCGAACGGAGGAGAAGUUUUGUUUUACGACGACGGGAACUCGGAAAAGCCAGGAGGGAUUUCGAUGCAGUUUCCGGGAAUCACGAGCAAGUCCGAAUUCCGGAUCAUCGAGACGGGAACCGUUGCUGACGAUACGCCAUUUGUCACUAUCGAGUUAGCGGGCGAUAACGCGGACUCAACAUUCAAGCUGUCCGUGGAAAUCUCCUUGGCGUCGCACAACGCGCUGAAGAUGAAGACCACCGUGCACAACACGGGAUCGUCCAAAUUCGAAUACCCUCUCGGCCACAACGCCCACAUCGCGGUGUCCGAUGCCCACCACGGAGAUGUCUAUUUUAUCGGUUUCGAAGACUGCGUCUACCUCGACAAGAAGCUGCACUCGACCAAGCCGCGCGUGCGCUUCACCAAGGAUUUGGACGCCAUGUCGGAGAGAUGUUUCAAGCUCACCGGACCGACGGAUAAGACGUACCUGUGUACGAAUGAUCACAACACGGGCGUCGAGGUCGGAACCGGGUGCACCGUGUACGCUCAAAACCUUUCGGGCGAAACCGGGUGCGUCGACCGCGUGGUUUUCAAUCCGUGGGAGGAAUCGCCCAAGGCAUACCGAUGGUACGCCGGUUUAGGAAUAGGAAAUUUUGGAAAGCUUCGAGUGGCGGAACCGGAUUCAAAAUCGUCGACGGAGGUGCAGUUCAAGGUGGUCGACGCCACCCCGAGCGUCGGUAUCAGGGAAGAUUUUGAGCUGCUUGAGAAGAUAAACACGCGCAACAUGCUCUCUAGGCGGAAGAUCGAUCUGAGCGAUGCCGAGUUGCCGAGCGAUUUGCAAUAA